Molecule: messenger RNA, 1980 nt
Organism: Trichomonas vaginalis G3
Lineage: Eukaryota; Parabasalia; Trichomonadida; Trichomonadidae
Product: keratin-associated protein family
Exons: 1
Coding region: 1-1980 (659 amino acids)
Source: RefSeq, a predicted model, not a curated record
AUGGGUGAGCUUGUAAAUGCUGCAAGAACAUUAGGUGAAACAGGAAAUUUUGUAGAUGGUUUUAAAAGACUUGUUUCAAAUGUUUUAACAAACACAAAGAAAUUAUUUAGAUAUACCAUACAUAACGGUCAGAUUUUCGAACAGAUAGCAACAAACCCUCCGGUUAUGGCUGCGUUGAUGAUGGUUAGAGAUAUAAAACCACGUAACGACGGGAACGAAGAACAUGAACAACAGGAUACUGGUCGGGUUAUUCGAGACAUUAAAAACGUGUAUCCUGAAGUUAUUGAUUUAUUUAGAGGAGUUAAUGAUUCAAUUUCAAAACAUUCUAUAACCCUCGAUGAAGAGAAUAAAUUAACAGAUUAUAUAUUCGUCAUUAUUGCAGAAUUAAUGAAGAGAAUAAAUGAAAAAGGAAUUGGUGAUAUCAUUAAUGUCAGCGAUGUAAUGAUGAAAAGAAAUUUUGACUCAUUAUUUACAAAACCGAAAACAGAAUAUAGUCUUUAUGACGUAAUUACCGAAUUAAUGAAAAAGAUUAAUGAUAAUAAGAGUUCUGGCGGAAGAGUUGAAUUAGAAGUGAAUGAUGUUAAUGAGAAAUUAGCCGAAAAAGCAGACAAAAAUGAGCUUUUAGCUCUGAGUGAUAAAGUCAAGAACCACGUUCAUUAUAUAACUUCAGACGAACAGAUUAUAACGGACUACCAUGGAUAUUUAACACGAAGUGAUGAAGUGAAGACGGAAGACCCCAAUGAAAGAAGAUAUAAAUACAUUCGUGCUAAAGGUUAUGACAUACACUGUACUGUACAGUAUGACACGGGUAAAGCACCAGAAGCAUUUAGUUAUAACGAUGAAAUUUAUGCCUCUACUUUCUCUGUUAAAGGUGUAUUAGUUGAACCAAGAUUUACUUUGAGAGUUAAGUCAAAAAUAACGUUUGAAGAUGCUAUUAAAAGUAAAGCUGACAAAGUUGAACUCGAAGCAAUGAACAAAGUUUUGAAAUCUCAUAAACACAACAUCUCCGAUAUAAAUGAACUUCAAGCUACAUUAGACAGUAAAGCCGACAAGAACCAUACACAUAAAUCCUUCACUACUGUUAGAGCUGAUGACAUAAUACUGAACUUUGACCUUGGUUCAAGUGCACCUUUAGAGAAUCCAAGUACAAGCGUAAAAGAUACACUAAACAAUUUAGAUAACAGUUGCAGGAAUAUCGAAGAUCAUGCCAGAAACUUUGAAGCAUACGAACUACCAGCAAUGUUAGAUAAGAAAGCCGACAAAACUUAUGUAGAUGAAAAUUAUGCAAAGAAGUCGGAAGUAAAUGCUGCGCUUAAUGGAAAAGCCGAUAAAGAGCACGUGCAUGAAGAAUUUCAAACAAUCAAGAUUAAAGAAAUUAAGGCAUGCAUCGAAAUAGUAACAAAAACAGGAAGAGACGGUGCAACUGUACAAGAACAAAGAAUUUAUCCUCCUACUUUUCCUAAUGGUUUAAUAACAAACAAUAUAAAUAUUGUAGAAGGCAAUAAAACUAUAAACGUUAAACAUGAACUUCUAACAAUGAAGGUCCAGAUUCUUGAAACCAUAUAUCCUAUAGGCUCUAUUUAUACGUCAAUGAACUCAACAAAUCCAGAAACAGUUUUAGGUUUUGGUACGUGGGAACAGAUUGUAGACAAAUUCUUAUACUGUGCUAACUCUUCAAAGCAAACAGGAGGUUCGAAGAAAAUUAAAGAAGCAAACCUUCCACCGCACACUCAUACAGGAACGACAAACUUUUCUGGCGACCAUAGCCACUCAUUAAGAGACCACCCAUUAUACAACUCAGAGUAUGAAGCUGGCCAUGACGUUUUAUCUCCAGCUUAUAACGAUUCAACAAAAAAGACUUUUCGACAAACUGAACCAGGAGGAAAUCAUGUCCAUACUUUCACAACAAAUCCAACAGGCUCGGGUGCAGAUUAUAUGCCACCAUUUAUGACUGUAUUCGCAUGGUAUAGAGUUCAUUGA